Messenger RNA from Teleopsis dalmanni, 2441 nucleotides. RefSeq lists its product as uncharacterized. The transcript is spliced from 8 exons. NCBI's taxonomy places the organism in Eukaryota, Metazoa, Arthropoda, Insecta, Diptera, Diopsidae. Bases 441 to 2243 code for a protein of 600 amino acids. The record is from RefSeq and is a predicted model, not a curated record.
UGUAUUUUUUAUAAAUGUCCGGUCGAAAGAAAAAUAAACAACGGUUCUCAUGCGAUAUUUGUGUGUAAAUAAUGACAUAAUAACGCCUUAUCCUUGACGAAGUGGGUCUGUACUAAUUCAAGUUUAACAGUCGUACUGAAUUACUGUUGAAUUCUAAUUGUUCAAUCAAAAGAAAAUUGUAUUUUCUGGUGAAAACAAAGUGCAGAGAUAUCAAUUAAAAAAAUCAAUACCACGGCUAGACAACAAUAUUCGUACGGAAGUCUUGACUGCUGUUGCGUGUUGCAUGGAACUCACGUCAAAAUAUUAUAAUAUAAUUAUUAUGUUGCCGUUGGCGGGAGGAUUGGGAAAUAAUUCAAAAAUGUUGGCAAUCAAGUAGUUUGGCAUAAAAGAUAUGCAAAUUGUAUGCAACGUUUAGUCAUAGUAGUAUAAUUUUUGUAAACAUGGUUGAUCUGAACACUAAUCCCUCAACGCCACCGGCAGCUGGGGAAAAUUCAAAAAUAAAAAGCUUGAUGGGACGUACACCUGGUAUUGGGGUACUCAAGUCGAAAUUUUUAACAGUGUUAGGAAACAGUAAUGAGUUAUUGAACGGAAUUUCAAAUAAGCUCACAUUAAGCAUCAGUUCCAGCGACUCGGAUUAUUGUGACGAUGAUGAAGAAGUUCCAAAAUUUGAUGAAACAAUUGAUUACACAAAAAUUGAUUUUGAGUCUCGUCGCAUGAAGGCUCGUCGUGCACAUGAAGAAAUCAUAUCAGGUCGUUAUCGGCAUCCGAAUUUAGCACCUAGACCUCGCUUAGAAACAACAACUGCCAAAUCAAGUGGCUCAUCAUCAAGUUCGUCAUCAUCAUCAUCGUUAUCAUCUUCAUCCAUAUCAAUACCAACAAAUAUAAUUGAUCGUUCACACGUUAGUAGUACAACACGUUCAAAUUCCAUAGAGUCACGUCAUUCCGGUGGUUAUGGGCGUCCUGGACGCGCAAUUCCAGGUGCACGGCGCAGUGAUCUUGAUAUUAAAAAGGAUCUGAUAAAAAUUAAUGAUUUCCUUAGUACUGGCCACAACGUACUGCAAAUCGAUGUACAACAAGUAGAUGAAAAACAUAAUAAUCUCGAUGUACACCAAAACAUCGCUAAUACAACAAUGACUAAUAUAGUGCCUGAUAAUGCAAUACAUUUACCUGCACGUAGUAAGAUUUCGAAUAGUAGUACAGUUACUAGCUUGCGUGAUGAUCCCGAAAUGCAGAUAAGUCCGAGUGUAGAAUCAACCGACUGGAUAAACUUUAUACGUUCUGAAUCGCAAAACUCUGUACCUUCAUGGGCAUCGUCGAUUAGUCUCGAUUGUCGUGCAGGUGAAGAACCAGUUAAAGAUUUUAUGAAAUCUUUCACUGAUGUAUUAUUUACUAAUCCUUCACUUAUUGGACUCGAGCUCAAGAGUGAAUUUGGUACAAUUGUGGGCUUAGAUGCAGGUCGUUUAUGGUUUAUACGUUUCCUAUUGGAACACAAAAACGAAUCAAAACGUGUCGAUGAAAUGACAUUUCAUUCAUUAGUGCAAUAUUUUUCAAUCGUAUUAUUCGAGUGCGGGGAGUUUGAGGAUUAUGGACCUGCCACAAUUAUCAUGAAUCUCUGUUUUUUAUUCUACCAUGAAAUUGAAGUACCUGGUUGCGAUCCAUAUUUUGAAUACCUUUUCACUUAUAUGCGACAGCAGCCAGUGUGGAAUGCUAUACGUUUCUGGAAUGCUGCUUUCUUUGAUACCCUUCAGAGUAAACGUGAACAGCUUUUGUUGCUCAAAAUCAAACGUGCUGAAAAACGUCGAAAAAAUAAGGAACAAGCACAAGUGGCUAAGGUGGAUGUACCCAUUUCCACCGAAGAAGAUGAACAAACAAAAUUACAUAUUGUUACCGAUCAGCGUCAUUUAAAUGCCGAAAACGAUGCAUCCACAUCUAGUUCUUCGCAUCAUAACAACAUUGUGACUAAUUCCAAACGAGUGUCUACAAAAGGACAGAAAAAUGUACAAGCCGAGACAGAGAAAGAUCAGCAGAGCGAACUUCGUAUGUACGAAAAUGUUGUAUUUCGAUUGUUGAGUGCCUUUACUUGCAACAUGCACUCAUUGGGUAUUCCCCAGGAUUUGUGCUUAGAUUUUUUGAAAAAACAGGCAACAAGUUGUAAUCUACCAAAAGAUAAAUUCAAACUAGUCAAGGAUAACAUUCAUCGUAUGUAUCACGAGACAGAUUUGUGGGGCGCUAAAGUCUCCUAAGCUUUUACACUUUUUUAAUAGAGUAGUUAUAGUGAAUAAAACAAUUUUCAAAUUUUAUAUAAAAAAGUUAAAACGUUAAGAAAAUUGAUUGCAAUUAUUGCCUUGUUUACAUAUGAUAUAUAUAUAUAAUAAUUUAACGAAAAAAAAACAUCAAAUGGUAUACCUAAUACUAAAGUACGAGAGAGACGUCAAUAAGAU